AUGCAGUGCCCGCACAUCAUGAGGACGGUUCGCAGCGACGCGGGCUUGAGCGUCGCGGUCUCCGCGUCGGCGGCGGCGAGAGCGGCGGCGCCUUCGGCCGUCUCCGACGAUUUGACAUUCUUCGGUCGGCCGCGUUUUUUCUUCGCGGGAGGCUCCGCCUCCUCCGCCUCCGGCGCCGGCGUCUUCUUCGUCUUCUUCGUCUUCUUCGUCUUCUCGCUCGCCGCCUCCGCCGCCGCCGCCUCCGCUGCCGCCGCCGUCGUCGCCGCCGUCGUCGUCGUCGUCGUCGUCGCGGUCGUCCCCCCCCCGCUUCGCCCGUCGUCCUCGAAGUCCGGAUCCUCCGGCUCGCUCGGAUCCCGCGCCCACGCGAUGGAUCGCUGCGGGUACCCUGUCGACGCGAUUCGAAUCGUCGGCUCCAUCGGCGUCGCGUCUGAAGCGAUCGGUCAGUCGAACGUCUUACCGGUCAAACGUUGA
This is a messenger RNA of Micromonas pusilla CCMP1545, 471 nucleotides long. RefSeq lists its product as uncharacterized. The record is from RefSeq and is a predicted model, not a curated record. Lineage: Eukaryota; Viridiplantae; Chlorophyta; Mamiellophyceae; Mamiellales; Mamiellaceae. The transcript has a single exon. The coding region runs from base 1 to 471 and encodes 156 amino acids.